This is a messenger RNA of Tinamus guttatus (white-throated tinamou), 596 nucleotides long. RefSeq names its product arginine vasopressin receptor 1A (gene AVPR1A). The record is from RefSeq and is a predicted model, not a curated record. Gene Ontology annotation, biological process: positive regulation of vasoconstriction; cellular response to hormone stimulus; regulation of systemic arterial blood pressure by vasopressin. Lineage: Eukaryota; Metazoa; Chordata; Aves; Tinamiformes; Tinamidae. Gene Ontology annotation, molecular function: vasopressin receptor activity; peptide binding. Gene Ontology annotation, cellular component: plasma membrane.
CCCUGCGUCAGCAGCAUCAAGAUCAUCUCCCGCGCCAAGAUCCGCACCGUCAAGAUGACCUUUGUCAUCGUCUCGGCGUACGUCGUGUGCUGGGCGCCCUUCUUCACCAUCCAGAUGUGGUCGGUCUGGGACCAGCACUUCCCCUGGGUCGAUUCCGAAAAUACUGCAACGACAGUCACUGCUCUACUGGCCAGUCUGAACAGUUGCUGUAACCCCUGGAUCUACAUGUUCUUUAGUGGGCAUCUCCUGCAAGACUGCAUACAGAGCUUCCCCUGCUGUCAAAAAAUAAAGCAAACGUUGAAUAAAGAUGAUUCUAACAGCAACAGUAGACGACAGACUUCUUUUACCAACAACAGAAGCCCAACCCAUAGCUUGAACACCUGGGGGGAGCUGCCUCACUCCAAGUCUACCAGCUUCAUCCCCAUCCCAACCUGAGGCAAGCACCGGAGCACAGAGGUCUUGGAGUCCAGUAGCAGCACUUAGGAUGAUGGUGGCGAAGCACUUUAAGUUGGUCAGAGGCACAAUCCCUUGGUAAAAAGGAAUUAGUAAGACAGCCAUAAAACAUAAUGCACUCUAUUGCUAAAUAAGAUAUUAUG